AUGGGUGUGCUGGCUAUAUUAAAGGACUACGUCAUGGUUUUCCAGGUCUGUGCUAGUUGUGCUUGGAAAUACUACAUCUCUACUGCAACUGUAUGCACAUUCAGUGUUAAGUUGGUCCAUUUCCUAAGAAUUUGUUUCCAUGCACAGGGCAGCCAGACAUUGGUCCAUAAGCUUCAUGAUCGGCAGCUCGAGCUUUUCCUGGCCUACUUGGCUUGCUUUGUGAAGGCAGAACACAUUACUAAGGUAAUUUUUCUCCCUUAGGCUUUCUCUGCCUAGCUUAGUUAAUUGGUUUUAUUCUUAUUAUACUUUGGUUUCCCAUGCCAUCUGUUGAAUGUUUCAUUUUUUUUGUUAGGCAACCUUUUUUUUUUAAAUUAUUACUUCCAUUAAAUAAUUCCCGUAUACAGCUAUCACCCAGGGCUCUAAGGGAGCUGGUCCUGGAGGAUCACAUGCUGCUGCCCUCGAAGGACGUAUAUGUGGGACAGGAGGCUGACAUGUUCAGGAGCCAGAAUCCCAAACAUGCUGUAAGCACCCUGCAUCACCUGCAUGACUUUCUAAAUUGUUUUUGAGACUUAAAUAAUGCUACAUUUGUUCCAAGUCAGAAGCAUGCUCAGUCUCUUCAGAGAAUAAACCAAAAACUUUUGGCUGAGUUCUCUUUGGUCCAAGGUUAUGUUAUCCAAGGUUAGGUGAAAAUAACUUUUCGCAUGGACAAUUUUAAAGCCCUUUUUGGACAUUUCAAUAUAAAUAAUUUUUAACUUCAUGGAGUGCCUUGGUCAAGAACAGUUAUUCUUUUCACCUAACCUUUCUUAAAAUAAUGAUCUUUGUUGUUUUUCUGUCAGUUGUUGGUGCCAUUCCUAGCUAGCAUCAGAAAAGCUUACAUCACCACUGCAGUUUACCUCCAAAAGAAACUCCCCCUGGACAGUCCAACUCUAAUAGCCUUCUCUGCACUGGACCCUCUCCUGCGAGGUCACUCACAGGCAACCAUUCAGUUAAAGAGGUAAGAUAAAAAAAAUACUUUUUUCCUUUGGGAUUUUGCUUACUCCUUUCGUUGAUUUCAAGCUCAUAUCUAUUUCUUGGCAGGCUGAGUGCUAUGCUGAGUCACCUCUUGCCAGAAGACAAGGAUCUUCCAAGGGAACGGAUUCAAUUCAGUGUUGAUCUGACCCUCCCCAAGUACAAGGAGGGAGAUGGGAUAGUGGAGUGGUGGGGUCAUGUCUUUGACCAGCCUGGUAAGUACCCCGCCCUCAGUGCAUUGGCCAAAUGCGGCUUGUGUAUCUUCCACGGACCAAGAGUGGAAUCCUCCUUCAGCCUGAUGAACGAGGUCAUUGACCAGCGUAGUGGCAACAUGAACGCGGAGACCUUCAACGCCAUCCAGACGGUGAAGUAUACCCUGCGGUCCAGGGGGCAGACGGCCAUGAAGAUGUUCCAGCGGAGUGGCGUGAAAUUUGGGGAGGAGGACAGAAUCAUGUGCCGAAAUAUAAAUAAUGCAGCAGUUGCAUACAAACAGAAACGGAAGGCAAAAGCAACAGAAAGACAGCUGCAGCACAGAAAAUAUGGCUGUCAAGAAACUGAGAGUGCUCAGCAGGCAAAGAAGCGGGCUGCUGAAAUUGAGUAG
Xyrichtys novacula (pearly razorfish) is the source of this 1609-nucleotide messenger RNA. The record is from the annotation of a GenBank genome assembly. Lineage: Eukaryota; Metazoa; Chordata; Actinopteri; Labriformes; Labridae.